Molecule: messenger RNA, 730 nt
Organism: Rhizophagus irregularis DAOM 181602=DAOM 197198
Lineage: Eukaryota; Fungi; Glomeromycota; Glomeromycetes; Glomerales; Glomeraceae
Source: RefSeq, a predicted model, not a curated record
CAAAUUUUUCACGUAAAAAAUUAAUAAUAAAUGAUGGCAGGAUUUCCUAAUAAUAACGAAACUAUACCAAAUGAAUUAAAAUAUAUGCAAAUGAUACAAGAAUCAUGUUUAUUAAAAAUCGGUUUUAGUAGCGUAGGAGGUAUAAUUUUAUUUUUGGAGAAAAAAAAACCUUUUUAAAAAUCUCCUGAUCCUCUAUUAUAAUAUAAUUAUUUUAUAUUUUUAUUUAUUGGUAAUACAUAAAAAUAGGAUUUGCGUUUGGAGGAUUAUUUGGAAUGUUUAUGUCAUCAUUUGAGAUGGCAUCGGUAGAUCCAGCAAUUUAUGAACAACCAAUGAAACAGCAAUUAAAAGCAACAGCAAAGGAUAUGGCUCAUCGUUCUUUUUCUAUGGCAAAAAAUUUUGCUAUAGUAGGUGCAAUAUUUUCUGGAACUGAAUGUGCUAUCGAAACAUAUCGAGCGAAAAAUGAUUUAUAUAAUGGUGUUGCUUCUGGUUGUAUAACUGGUGCUGUAUUAGCAGCUAGAUCUGGUCCGCAGGCCACUUUAAUUGGAUGUGCCGGUUUUGCAGCUUUUUCAACUGCUAUUGAAUAUUACAUGAGAAGAGAAUGAAAUAAAAAAAAAUACAUUUUAUUAAAAAUAAAAAUAAUACUAUUUAUUAAAAUAAAUAAUAUUUAAUUAAUAGAAAUCUCAUUCAUAAAAGCAUCAUUGAUUAAUUUAUUCAAGUUGUAUAUAAAUAU